AUGAGAACCAGUUUAUUAUUCAUUGCCUUAGCCGCUAUCGUUUCUUUUACUUCGACAAGUGAAGCGGUAUGUUCUAAUAUAGCAGUAUACAAUUCUUGUAAAGCAUCUGGGGAUGCUCAAUUAAAUUCCUGCGCUGACGAUAAUUGGAUUUGUAAAUGUGAGGGACGUAAAGCCCUUCAAAAUUGUUACCUUCAAUGUACAGACGAUCCUGAUAAAGUAAAUGAGGGAAAAGCUUAUGAGCCUGCGUUGACGCAAGCCUCUGCUAAACCAGAAGACACCACUAAUAACGAUCCUGCCAAAGCUGAUGAAAAAUCCUCCGCUAAUGUCAAUAAAUUCAAUGUUAUUAUUGCCGCCGUUCCAGUUGUUGCUGCUGCUGUCAUGAACCUUUAA
Funneliformis geosporum is the source of this 390-nucleotide messenger RNA. The record is from the annotation of a GenBank genome assembly. Lineage: Eukaryota; Fungi; Glomeromycota; Glomeromycetes; Glomerales; Glomeraceae.